Messenger RNA from Prorocentrum cordatum, 854 nucleotides. NCBI's taxonomy places the organism in Eukaryota, Dinophyceae, Prorocentrales, Prorocentraceae. The record is from the annotation of a GenBank genome assembly.
CCCAAGGGAGGCUCAACGGAGGCGCCCGAGGCGCCCGAGGCGCCCGAGCCGCGCGCACAGGCCCGCCUCGGCUGAGCCCGAUGCACACGCCGGGGAGGCAGCCGGCGAGCCCCGCAGGGGGGCACGCGCGCUACGGCACGGCCACCGUGGGCGCCCCGCGGUGGGAGAGCGACGUGCGGCCGCUGUCCCGGCAGGAGGAGCAGGACAUGGACAUCCAGCAGCUGAGCGACCAGUACCAGGAGCAGCUCGCCGAUCUCAACGCGGCGCACUCGCUUCUGCAGGUGGACCAGCAGCGCCUCGCGGAGAUGCUCUACGUGGACUCCUCCGGGGGGGUCACGGGCAUGCUCAGCGAAGACGUGCGGCUCUUCAAGGAUGGCCUGGACUUCAGACUCCAGGAGUUCGAGGAGAGCUGCGCCAGGAUCCAGGACCUGGAGCGGCGGCUGCAGGAGAAGAUCGACGAGGCCACGACCGACUACGAGCAGACCCCUUGUCCAUGGCAUCGCCAUGUCCACCGACAGCCGCAUCAUGAGGAGACUCCGCGAGCAGCAGCGGCUGAUCGAGCUGCAGCAGCAGGAGAUAGACCAGGUGCGGUUCGAGAAGGUGAUGCUCGAGGAGGAGACGAAACGCCUGCGGGACAUGACCAUGAGCGGCCAGGUGGCGGCCGUGCGGGCCGCGAGGGCGUCGGGCCGCGACGGCGGCGGCCGCGUCGGCGGGCGCGCCGCGCCGCUGCUCCACGCGCAGCGCGAGGCCACGAUGGCGGCGCCCCCGAUACCGGGCAGCGGACCGGUCGUCUUCGGCGGGCAGCGCGGGGGCUACUGAGCGCGCGCGCGUGCGCUGGGCCGCGGACGGGGAGG